This is a messenger RNA of Lindgomyces ingoldianus, 2057 nucleotides long. RefSeq names its product chaperone protein dnaK. Gene Ontology annotation, biological process: protein folding. NCBI's taxonomy places the organism in Eukaryota, Fungi, Ascomycota, Dothideomycetes, Pleosporales, Lindgomycetaceae. The record is from RefSeq and is a predicted model, not a curated record. Bases 113 to 1828 code for a protein of 571 amino acids. Gene Ontology annotation, cellular component: nucleus; cytosol. Gene Ontology annotation, molecular function: ATP binding; ATP-dependent protein folding chaperone. The transcript has 4 exons.
CGGACACCACUGUCACUCGCGCUUUGCGUCUCAGUAAUUUGUGUGACAGACCCCUAGGUUGUGACAGUUCCUCCUACACUUCUGCAAUCGAGCAAGCCUCAAAGCGACCUCAAUGAGUGGAGAAAACGACCCCGCGCAGCGGGUUGCGAUCGGGAUAUCCUUUGGGAAUUCCUACAGCUCCAUUGCCUUUACCACCGGGGAAGGAAAAGCGGAGGUCAUUGCCAAUGAGGAUGGUGACCGCCAAAUUCCAUCGAUACUGUCAUAUGUAGAAGGAGAAGAAUUGCAUGGAGGGCAGGCAAAGUCGCAGCUCGUCCGCAACGCAAAGAACACUGUCGCCUACUUCAGAGACUUCUUGGGUCAAGCAUUCAAGUCGAUAGAUCCUACCCCAUGCCACCAAUCCGCUCAUCCUGUGCAAGCAGCGUCCAACGUUGCCUUCAAGAUCAGGGACACCGCAGAGGAGGCAGAAAACACAGUCACGGUAUCGGAGAUUACCACCCGGCACCUGAAGAGAUUACGAAACUCCGCCUCGGAUUAUCUCGGGAAGGAUGUCAAUGCUGCAGUAAUCACUGUGCCAACUAACUUUUCCGACGCUCAGAAAUCUGCGCUGAACAAGGCGGCGAAGGAGGCUGGCAUUGAAGUGCUCCAAUUCAUAAGCGAGCCUGUCGCGGCAGUGCUGGCUUAUGAUGCGCGGCCGGAGGCGAAGGUGGCAGACAAGAUCAUUGUUGUGGCAGAUCUGGGAGGCACGCGGUCAGAUGUUGCUGUUAUCGCAUCACGUGGCGGUAUCUACACUGUCCUAUCAACCGUCCAUGAUUAUGAAGUCAGCGGCUUCAAGUUGGAUCAGGUGCUCAUGGACCACUUUGCUAAGGAGUUCAUCAAGAAGCACAAGGCUGGUGGCGAUCCUCGGGAGAAUGAUCGCUCGCUGGCGAAGCUCAAACUCGAGUGCGAAGCAGUAAAGAAGGCAUUGUCAAUAGGCACCUCUGCCAACUUCUCCGUAGAGAGUUUGGCCAAUGGUCUGGACUUUACCGCCACCAUCAACCGCUCGCGGUAUGAGCUGCUAGCCUCAAAGCACUUCGCCGCUUUUGCGCGCCUCGUCACUCACGCAGUUGAGAAAGCUCAGCUUGACCCCCUCGACAUCUCUGAGAUCAUCCUCGCAGGAGGCAACUCUCAUACCCCCAAAACCGCUUCCGCGAUUCAGAACGCAUUCCCAGAGACGACCACUAUACUCGCGCCGUCCACCUCUCCCACUGCUAUCAACCCCAACGAGCUCUCCGUCCGCGGCGCCGCUAUCCAGGCAAGUCUGAUCCAGGAAUUCGAGCUAGAAGACAUCGAUCAGAGCACACAUCCCAUGGUUACAGUUACGCCCCAUCUGUCCCACGCUGUUGGCGUGCUCUGCAUCUCAGGGGACGAGAGCUCAGGAAUAUUCCACGCAAUCGUCGACGCUGAAACCUCUCUCCCAGUCCGAAGAACAGCCAUAAUUGCCACUCCAAGGGAAGGUGGCAACGUCCUGAUCAAGCUCUGCGAGGGGUCAAGACACAUCAAAGUCACGAAACCCGAACCCAAGCCCAAGCAAGAAAGGGACUCGGAUGACGACGAUGACGAUUACGACAGCGAGGAUGAGGAAGAAGAGCUCCGUGAAAAGACAUGGAAAGUUGGCAAAGUCCUUUCCGAAGCCGCGCUUCGAGGCGUGAAGAAAGGCGCCAAGAUCGAAGUACAAAUUAACAUCGCCGCCGAUCUCAAAGUCAACUGCAUUUUCCGCGAAGUCGGCGGUAAGGGCGGUGUUAGGGGCUUGCUGUCCGGUCCUAAGGUGCAGCAAAAUGGUAGUGCAUAAUCGCUUGGCGACUUCGAUGGGAUGAUUGGCGCGAACAAAAAGGUUGACAUGACCGAGGACGGGAUUUUCCCGGCUUCUUUUCCGAUCCUACUUCACUUCACAUAGAUGGUUGGUCUUCGGGGGCGUGCAUGCUUGCUUACUCGCUUUUUUGGCUGUGUGACGGACAGACGGCAUAGUGCUGGUGGGCGUAGAUCUGUAGACAAGAGCAGCAGUAUUCGGAAGAUAUUUU